AUGGAGGAAUGCACUCAGGUUAAACUGUUCAGGGCGCUAAAUCCCUCGAGCAAGUUCGCGUACCAGUCGAUUUUGCAGUCCGACUACGUUUCCGAUCGCAUUGGCGACGUGAGUUGUCCGAAAAAGCUCAAACUCAAGCUGUUAACAUGGAACCUCGCCGCUAUGGAUACUUGUCCUAAAGAGCAUAUAAAACGGUUACUACAGUUUCAGGAGAAACACUUUGCCGAUAUUUACAUUAUAGGGUUCCAGGAGACCGUCCCAUUGACCUCGUUUGGCGCCUCGGACAAGCAGAUUGACCAAUGGUGCGACGCCAUACUUGCUGUGCUACCGGAAAAUUUCCAGGUUGUGCAAAAAACCGGCAUGUUGGGGCUCACCAGCAUCCUGGUGGUUUCCGGCGAGUACGCCGCACAGGUCUCGGACGUUCGCGUUCGCAAGGUCGGUCUCGGGUAUCUCAAUUGGUACAACAAAGGGUGUAUUGAGAUGCAAUUUUCGCUUGGAGCAAUAGACGAGAAACUAGGUGGUGUCAGGGUGCAGGCACUAAACAUGCACCUGACCCACGGCGAGGACGAAGCUGCCGUGGACAUGCGCAACCAGUGUUUGAAGAAAGUGCAGGACUCGUUCGGGUGUGUUGGGCGGGCCUCGUUUGCUGCUGAGUCGGACUGCUCUGCUCAGGAUGCGUUCUUCAAGUACGAGCUGAGCAACGACGAGACAGACAAGAUUGCACAAACAGACCUGGACCGUGUGUUUGCCAAGCGGCGGCGAAACGUGGUGCUCGUCAGCGGCGAUUUGAAUUACCGCGUCGACAGCGAGUCGUCUGCGGAGCUGGUUUCCAGCGAACAGUACAACAAGCUGCUGGAGUCGGAUCAGCUGUCUGUGCAGAAAUCCAAGGGAGCCAUUUUCUUUGGGUUCACCGAGGGACCCGUGAAGUUCCGUCCAACGUACAAGGUGAACGACGCAUUGGCGUACGAGGGGAACCGCUCGCCGUCGUACACGGACCGUGUAUUGUACAGCACGGACGACGGGCUGGAGCAGCUGAGCUACACGUCGUACGAGCUGAACGGCUCAGACCAUCUGCCUGUGGUUUCUGAGUUUGUUCUGGACGUGGACGUGGUAGACUAUGAGGCCGUUCGCAAGCUGCGUUCCGAGAUCGGUCUCCAGUUCGACAAGAUCAUCAACCAAACACCAACGAUUGACGUGGAACCGUCGUUGAUCGAUCUCGACCUUGUGCUUGGGUUCAAAGAGACAGUCGAGGUGACGGUGACCAAUCUGACUGCAGAACAGCUGCGGUACCGUUUGGAUGUUGGAAAGAAGUUUCUGCGCAAGAACGUGAUCAAACUGCUCAACGACGAUGGCCAGCUGCCACCGAAACAGGCCAAGAUUUUGCGGUUCGAGAUCGACACGCCGAGUGUCGGCCGCAUAGAGAAAACGUUCACCAUGACGUUUGACAACUUUGAGUUUGUCAAGUUCCUGGCGUUCACCAUCAACACGAAAUCGAUCAUGUUCCAGCUAAUCAGCAGACUCGACGAGACGCAGUACCGCAACAUUGUGCAGUCGAUGCAAUUUAUAAUGAGCGGGUCGUCAGAGAAUUUGGUAGCAGGAAUCCAGAAAUUGGUCGACGUGACGUCGUUGAACGAGUUCGAGGUAUCGCUGUUGAAGGAGAUGACGCUUAAGAGGGUGGACUUUGGCUUGUUGACGAAACUCAACUCCAUCGGGAUGGUCGAGAACGAGGGCAGUGUUGGACUGAUGAACGUUGUCUAUUUGUUUUUAAAGAGUGUUCCUGAAUUCGAGGCCGACAAACGGUCGCGAGUGGUGUUCCGCAAGAUGAUCGAGCUGAUCAAGUUUUUGCAGCUGGAUGAAACGUCUGGGUUCAAGUACUUUGGGUUCUUCUUUGCCGACGAACACGACUUGGCCAAGUUCCUGGAGUGA
This is a messenger RNA of Ogataea philodendri, 1926 nucleotides long. RefSeq lists its product as uncharacterized. Lineage: Eukaryota; Fungi; Ascomycota; Pichiomycetes; Pichiales; Pichiaceae. The transcript has a single exon. Bases 1 to 1926 code for a protein of 641 amino acids. Gene Ontology annotation, molecular function: phosphatidylinositol-4,5-bisphosphate 5-phosphatase activity. Gene Ontology annotation, biological process: phosphatidylinositol dephosphorylation. The record is from RefSeq and is a predicted model, not a curated record.